ACUUGCUCAUCAAUCCCUCAUCUAACCCAAACCACAACCCACAAGUAACCCGCACAAGAAGGACAAAAUAGAAAAUGUCCGCCCAACCCCGCAAAGCAUCCGGCCAAUACCACCUAACGGGAGCCGACAUCGUGGAAUCGAUCGACGAUCUAGGCUCCACGGGCCAAUGGGAGGAUCUGAACCGUCGGGCGCAUCAAGCGAGUGAGCAGUCGGCAGCAUCGUCGGCGCAGAAACAGUCAGGGUCGCAGCAUCGCGCCCCGGAUCGGAAUCAGUCGUUUAGGCCGUAUCAGCCGAAUAAGGGUGCGGCGGAGGAGGAGGAGGAUUUGUUGCCGGAUGAGUAGUUGGUGUUAUUUUGAUGUUUAGGGGGGUUUAGUGGGGUGAGUUUGGAUGGUUAUUGUAAAGUUGGUUGUGGUGAAUGGCGAUGGUUUUGUUAAUUGUGGUGGUCAUGAUAAUGGUACAAACGAAUAAUAUAUUUCCGCUACCCGUGGGUAGGAUAUGGAUGAAAUG
Molecule: messenger RNA, 507 nt
Organism: Aspergillus ibericus CBS 121593
Lineage: Eukaryota; Fungi; Ascomycota; Eurotiomycetes; Eurotiales; Aspergillaceae
Exons: 2
Coding region: 75-341 (88 amino acids)
Source: RefSeq, a predicted model, not a curated record